AAGGAAGUAGAGACGCAAGAAACCAGCUCGUUUAAGGGGGUGUUUACCUGAUACUUACAAAAUAAAAUCUGUAAUGUAAUGCCGUUAAAUCGCGAGCUGAGGAAGGAUAUGUCUUAAUGUAUUUCAUACCUGAGGCCAGGAUUAGUGAGAGGACCUCUCGUCCGUACGUUAUCCACAUGAGGAAUGCUGGGAGCAUGCAGCCUGUGUACAGAAGAGACGCUGGAGUCUGGAACCAAACGAGAAGUCUUCUCUACAAGAAUCUGCUCAUCAAAUGGAGGACCAAGCAGCAGAGCCUGCAGGAAUUGAUCCUCCCUCUGCUCCUGUUGGGGCUCCUGAUACUCAUCAGCACCCUGAAUCCUCACGUUUACUAUGGCGGCAUCAGCACAACGGAGCUGGAGAGUGACAGCCACUUCUUCAAAGGCCUCGGCUACACACCAAUCAGCAACAUCACCACUUACAUCAUGGAAGAGGUGGCUCAGAAUAUGCUUAUGCAGGAUCGUCUGGAGAUGUUCUCCAGUGAGGAGGAUCUGGAGAACGCCAGCCUCUACGAGCCCUCCAGCUACGUCGGCGUCGUGUUCAUGGACAGCUCGGCCACAUCUUACAAACUCCGUUUCCCGCACAACCAGCUGCCUUUACCCAGCGACUACACAGAGUCUAUUGCCAGCUGCUUGUCGAGCUCGGUAAACUGCAGGGCUGCAAAUUACUGGUACUCCGGCUUCAUUCACCUCCAGUCUCUGAUCGACGCAGCCAUUAUCCAGAUGCAGACAAAACGUUCAGUGUUGAGCGAGCUCGAACUGAAGGCGGUGAUGAUGGGUCAGCCCGGCUCUGUGGAGGUUCAGAAGUUCCCCCACGCCCUCAUCUCCAUCUACCUGGUCCUGGCGUUCACGCCCUUCGUCACCUUCCUCAUCGUCAACGUGGCGGCUGAGAAGGAGCAUCGUCUCAAAGACACCAUGACCAUGAUGGGGCUUUACGACACAGCCUUCUGGUUAUCGUGGGGCCUCCUGUACGCUGCUCUGGUGACCACCAUGUCCAUCCUGAUGGCCAUCAUCGCGACGUACACAGCGUUGUUUCCUAACAGCAACUUCCUCGUCAUCUUUUUCCUCAUAUUCCUGUAUGGAAUAUCAUCAAUCUUCUUCUCCUUCAUGCUGACUCCGCUGUUUAAGAAGCCCAAGUUCGCCAGCACGGUGGGAUCCAUGCUGACGGUGGUGUUUGGCUGCUUGUCGCUCUUCACCGUCCUCGUGAAGGAUUUCCCGCAGCCGCUGGUGUGGCUUCUGUGCCUGCUGUCGCCCAGCGCCUUCUCCAUCGGCAUUGCACAGAGGCUUCUGGGCAUUGAGGAGAAGAACAAACUGAGAUCCCACAGCAAGUUUGAAAAGCCCUCCAGCGGUGUGCAGAGUGAGUUUGGAAUGCGGAGGUCCUUGAUUUACUUCCUGAAGCCGUCCUAUUGGUCCAAACGCAGAAAGCGCUAUGUUGAGGUGAGCUCGGUGUAUGACACCGAGCUGAACGGCGCUCCUGGUGGGGACGAGUCUAUCGAGCCGGUUUCUCCCGAGUUCAGAGGGAAAGAAGCCAUCCGCAUCAAUAACAUCCGCAAAGUGUACAAAGAAAAGGACAACGUGGUGGAGGCUCUGAGGGGUUUGACCUUUGACAUCUAUGAGGGACAGAUUACAGCUCUGCUGGGACACAGCGGGGCUGGAAAGUCCACCCUCAUGAACAUCCUGUGCGGGAUCUGCCCGCCGACGAACGGCACGGCCACCAUCUACGGCUCGCCCGUGGCAGAGAUUGCCGACGCGUCCGAAAUGAAGCAGCUGGUGGGAAUCUGCCCUCAGUUCAACAUCAUCUUUGAUGUGCUCACGGUGGAGGAGCACCUGAGGAUAUUUGCUGCCAUCAAAGGGAUCCCACGAGCAGACAUCGACGCCGAGGUCACAAAGGUGCUGAAGGACCUGGACCUGGAGAAGAUCAUGACGGCUCAGGCCAAGAAUCUGAGCGGAGGCCAGAAGAGGAAACUGUCUGUGGGCAUCGCCAUUCUAGGAGAUCCCAAGAUCCUGCUCUUAGACGAGCCCACGGCCGGCAUGGACCCCUACUCCAGGCACCAGGUGUGGUCUCUGCUGAAGAGUCGCCGGGCCGGCAGAGUCACUGUGCUCAGCACGCACUACAUGGAUGAGGCAGACAUCCUUGCUGACCGCAAAGCCGUGAUCUCUCAAGGUCAGCUGAAGUGUGUUGGCUCUUCUCUGUAUCUCAAGAUCAAGUGCGGUGUGGGCUAUCAUCUAAGAAUGUCUAUCAGCGAGGCAUGUGACGCGGAAAAGAUCACGUCUUUGGUUAAGCAGCACGUUCCCAAAGCCAAGUUAUCCCGACAGCACGAGGCGGAGCUGACCUUCACUCUGCCCUUUGAGAGCAUGGACACGUUCCCAGGCCUGUUCUCGGAGCUCGACUCUCAACCCAGACUGGGAAUAGUCAACUAUGGUGUUUCCAUGACAACGCUGGAAGAUGUUUUUCUGCGUUUGGAGGCGGAGGCUGAAGUGGAUCAGGCUGACUACAGCGUGUUUAAUCGAGAGCAGGCGGACGACGAGUGCGACGCCGCCUCCCUGGACGACACGGACCAGAGGCUGCUCACGUUCUCCGACACAAAGUCGGACGUUGUGACGGGUCACGCCCUGUGGCGGCAGCAGUUCAGCACCGUGGCGUGGCUGCACAUGCUCAACAUGCGCCGGGAGAGGAAGGCCUUCAUUUACACUCUGGCCUUGUUCCUGGUGUUUGUGGCUGCAGUCCUGGUUUUGUCGCUGGCCACAGGAAACAUCCAGAUUCACUCCUCAGACCGCCAAUUUCUGCCAAUUUACCUCCUCAGGAGGAACCAGGCGCCGCAGAGAUACGCCACAAGCCUCCUGGUUCAGAACUCAACUGGCUCUGAUAUUUCCGAUUUCAUCCACAACAUCGAGUCUCAGGACAUCAAAGUGGAAAUGAUGAAGCAGAGCGACUACAUGGCGGCGGCUCCCCACAGCGCUGCCAUCAACGUAACAAGAUCCAGCAAGGGUUUCAGAUACAGCGUUGCAUUUAACAGCACGACUGUUCACUCCCUGCCCAUGACUGUCAAUAUACUGAGCAAUGCUCUUCUAAGAGGUCUGAAUGGGACCGGGCAGAUCCGAACGUGGACCAAACCCUUUGAAUAUCAAAUCCCUGAUGCUACAUCCUACGCGCUGGUGUACAUAGAGGCGAUCAUACUGGGAAUGCUGGCAGCUGGAAUGCCGGCAUAUUUUGCAAUGGACCACACUCGAGACCGAGAGAUAAAGUGUCGCUCAACUCUGCGCAUCUCUGGUCUCGUACCGUCAGCGUACUGGUGCGGUCAGGCAGCGGUGGACAUCCCGUUCUAUUACCUCAUCCUGUCCUUCAUGUCCAUCAUCCUUUUCUCCUUCCACACCGGAAACCUGCUCAACUCCAGCAACCUCUCUGCGGUGGUUCUCUGCACCGUUGGCUUCAGCCCAGCCAUGAUUCUCUUCACUUAUGUGUCGUCUUUCGGCUUCGCCCGAGUCCAAAGCAACAGGGAUUUUUUCUCCGUCAUCUCCAUGAUGGUGUGCGUCGUGUCAGCCUCGGUGGUUCAGUUGUCCUUCGUAAACAACAAUCCAGUUUUGACAAGAACCCUGCACAACCUCUUGUGUUUGUUCAACCCGCUGUACCCUCUCAUGGGCUGUCUNNUCUCCGUUUCUCAGGCCACCUUCCUCCCGACUGUCUACGAGGAGAACUUCCUGUGGAAGAACCUGCUCAUUUCAGUUUUAGCUCCCUAUCUCCAGUGCAUCGUUCUGCUUUUCCUGCUUCGCUGGCUGGAGAUCCAUUCUGGAGGAAGGACGAUGAAAAACGAUCAGCUCUGCAGGAUCUCAUCCCAGUCCAAGGCCAAGGUGGAGAGGAACCUGGAAGAAGGCCAGAAUGAAGACGAAGAUGUGCAGAUGGAAAGGGCCAGAGUCAAAGAGGCCCUCAGCUGUCAGUCCUGUGAAGAGAAACCGGUCGUGGUUGUUAGUAACCUGAAGAAGCAGUACAAGGGCAGGAGAGAAGGAUUUUCUCUAAACAAGAAGAGGAAGCUGGCCACAAAGAACGUCUCUUUCUGUGUCCGUAAAGGUGAAGUUCUUGGACUUUUGGGCCCCAACGGAGCAGGAAAGAGCACCAUCAUGCACAUGUUGGCCGGUGACACUGACCCCACUGCAGGCCAGGUGCUGCUGGGAGACUACAGCACUGAGUUUCGCUCAGUGGACAAUCCUCUGGAGCACGUGGGCUACUGUCCACAGGUGAACCCUCUGUGGCCUCGGGUCACUCUGCAGGAGCAUCUGGAGAUCUACGCCGCCAUCAAAGGCCUGAAAGGAGAGGACGUGCCGGGGAUCAUCAAACGUGUGGUGAAUGCUCUGGAGCUGAAGGACCACUUACACAAACAAGCCAAGACUCUGUCUGCAGGACUCAAGCGGAAGUUGUGUUUUGCCUUGAGCAUGAUCGGGAAUCCUCAGAUCGUCUUACUGGAUGAGCCUUCAUCAGGGAUGGAUCCAAAGUCCAAACAGCGCAUGUGCUUUGCUACGCUAAUGGUUUACAAGAUCCCCAUGGAGGACGUCCAAUCACUGGCCAAGUCUUUCGCCCAG
Neolamprologus brichardi is the source of this 4610-nucleotide messenger RNA. NCBI's taxonomy places the organism in Eukaryota, Metazoa, Chordata, Actinopteri, Cichliformes, Cichlidae. The record is from RefSeq and is a predicted model, not a curated record.